CUCUCGAGGCUGCGUUCCGAUUCCCCACCCAAUAGGUGACCAUCUGAUAACCCGGUGAUGGGCGGAGUUUAACGAAAAAUAUCCGAGAGGAUUAUGGAAUCAGAACGCACAAAAAUUGUGCGUUCUGAUCAAUAUGGAUCGACAAACUGCAAUACUCAUUGCGAUUACACUUAGUAAUGAGUUUCUCCGUUCUCACGUAUUUUUCGAUACAGAUAGUGAAACUAGUGAUGAUGAUUCGGAUUUAGACGAAGGAGAUAUAAGAAGAAUAGUUCAGUUACGUGAAAAUAAACGGAAACCUCCAAGAGUUGAAGGUUAUGUUGAAAUAACCGUGCCAAGAUUUAACACGCAGCAGUUUAGGAGACAUUUUCGCAUGACCCCAACUGUGUAUGAAAACUUAGAGGCAAAGCUUAAUCCUAUGCUCUCAUUGUCUAAAGGAAAAGCUGUAAUUUCAGUGAGAAAACAAUUAUUAGGAUCGUUAUGGUUAUUGGCAACACCUGACUCGUAUCGUUCUGUAGGAGAAAGGUUUGAUCUUGCUAAGAGUUCAUUAAACAAAAGUUUUAUCAGAGUUGUUGAAUGUUUGAAUGACAUAGCAAGCCAAAUUAUUUCAUGGCCAAAAGGCGAAGAACUUGACAGAGUGAAAGCAGAUUUCAAUAAAAAUUCACUAUUACGAGGCAUAAUUGGUGCCAUUGAUGGCACACAUAUUUUAUAUAUAAUAAAAGCCCCUAAAGUUGACUUUCAGUACUAUAAAACCUAUGAAAAAACAUAUGCUAUUAUUUUGCAAGCAGUUUGUAAUACUCGUAUGAAAUUUACCGAUUGUUUUGCGGGAUAUCAGUUGGAAAUCUAAGGGUCUUCAGAAAUUCAGAUUUGUGGAAAGAAGUUCAACUAGAUAAAAAGUCUUACUUUCCAAAUGAUAAAUUUAUUAUUGGGGAUAAGGCAUAUCCUGUCUUAACAUGGUGUAUUCCUCCAUAUAUUGAUCGUGGUACCAACUUACAGUUAAGAAAUUUAACCGCUCUUUCAUCAAAACGGUCAGUGAUUGAACGUGCAUUUGCAUUACUGAAAGGUAGAUUCCGUAGACUGAAGUUCCUCGAUAUGAAUGUAGAUGAAAUGAUUCCCUAUGUUGUGACUGCUUGCACAGUAUUGCAUAAUAUAUGCCUAGAUGAUGUG
Messenger RNA from Linepithema humile (Argentine ant), 1164 nucleotides. The record is from RefSeq and is a predicted model, not a curated record. NCBI's taxonomy places the organism in Eukaryota, Metazoa, Arthropoda, Insecta, Hymenoptera, Formicidae.